UUCUUUAUCGAUAUGUAUCAAACUGACUUGAGUUGAUCGGUGAGAACAGUGCAACGCGAUGUUCCCUUAUCAAAAGCACCUUUGGUCGCCGCUGCAACUUCUGCCUAUCGGUUAUCGCCGCUAUUUCGCAAAUAACAAGAGUCCUAAAAUUGAAACCAUGUGCGAAGCGGCUUCCCCGACGGAUCAGCGGAACGUGGAGGUGAAGGCCCGGAUUCCGGGCGGAGCCGAGGGCUUCAAGGAGCGCCUGAUCCUGGCCAGAACCCUGGGCGGUGGCCGGGACGCGGAGUUGAUUGAGCAGCGGGACGUGUUCUUCAAAUCUCCGCUCGGUGGACGCCUCAAGUUGCGCUACCUACAGGCGCCAUCUCGCUCCCAACUGGUCUUCUACGACCGCCCGGAUGUGGCCGGACCCAAGCUCUCCAAGUUCAACAAGACGGAGGUGGAUGAGCCGGAGGUGCUCGAGAAGAUCCUUCGCCAGUCGAACGGAGUUCUUGGUGUCCUCGCAAAGCGGCGCCAUUUAUUCCUUCACGGACAGACGCGGAUCCACCUGGACGAGGUGCAGGAUCUGGGUCACUUCAUGGAGCUGGAGGUGUGCCUGCGACCGGAACAGAGCCUCGAGGAGGGUCAAGCCAUCGCCGAGAAGCUUUCCAACGAGCUGGGCAUCCAGGAGCAGGACCUCAUAACCGGCUCCUAUUUCGAUGCGCUGCGAAAGGCCAGUCAAUAAACUCUGUAAAUAGAUAAGCUUUAUAUAAUAGGUCCUUACCUUGUGAAAUACAACUCCCAGCUCAUUGUUAAAUGUAUGUAUUAUAAAAAUAAAGUGAUAAUAAAUCAUAUAUAAUCUCUAAAA
Molecule: messenger RNA, 844 nt
Organism: Drosophila biarmipes
Lineage: Eukaryota; Metazoa; Arthropoda; Insecta; Diptera; Drosophilidae
Exons: 1
Coding region: 59-721 (220 amino acids)
Source: RefSeq, a predicted model, not a curated record